Messenger RNA from Arachis duranensis, 1367 nucleotides. RefSeq names its product phosphoenolpyruvate/phosphate translocator 2, chloroplastic. Gene Ontology annotation, biological process: transmembrane transport. Gene Ontology annotation, molecular function: antiporter activity. Lineage: Eukaryota; Viridiplantae; Streptophyta; Magnoliopsida; Fabales; Fabaceae. Gene Ontology annotation, cellular component: membrane; Golgi apparatus. The record is from RefSeq and is a predicted model, not a curated record.
UCUCCUUGUUGUUCUUCUCUCUCUCACUUGAUCUGUGCAAACUUCACAACAAUGCAUACCAUUCCCAUGAUUUCACACUCCAUAGUCAUAUCCAAGUUUUCUCACCCAUUUUCUUCUUCUUCCUCUUUACCACUCAGUCUCAGGUUCACCAUCAAUGGUGGUGGAGGAGGAGGACCCUUCUUAUCAUAUCCAUCACAAAAGUUACCUCCUUUCCCCAUUUCAGCUCCAAAAAUUCAAUCUUUCAAGGUCCUUGCUGCUGCUUCUGUUCCUGAAGCUAAGAGUGAUGAACCUAUCAAACCAGCUGGUUUAAUUCAAACCCUUCAGCUUGGAGCCAUGUUCGGAACUUGGUACCUCUUGAACAUUUACUUCAACAUCUACAACAAACAGGUUCUAAAAGUCUAUCCAUUUCCAGCAACAGUUACAGCAUUUCAAUUUGGCUUUGCUUCAUUGAUGAUUAACUUAAUCUGGAGUCUUAAUCUUCAUCCCAGACCAAACAUAACUCGUUCACAGCUUGUAGCAAUUCUUCCACUGGUUGUGGCUCACACCAUGGGGAAUCUUCUAACCAACAUUAGUCUUGGAAAGGUUGCUGUAUCUUUCACACACACAAUUAAAGCUAUGGAGCCAUUUUUCACUGUUGUUCUUUCCUCCCUCUUCCUUGGUGAGACGCCGACUUUUGCGGUAGUUUCUUCUCUUGUACCGAUAGUAGGAGGAGUAGCACUGGCAUCAAUGACUGAAGUCUCCUUCAAUUGGAUUGGCUUUGCUACUGCUAUGGCAUCUAACCUUACUAACCAGUCGCGGAACGUUUUGAGCAAAAAACUCAUGGUCAAUGAAGAGGAAACUUUGGACAAUAUCAACCUCUACUCUUUGAUAACCAUCAUUUCCUUUAUCCUUUUGGUUCCAUUUACUAUAUUCUUGGAGGGUGUCAAGUUUACUCCGUCGUACCUGCAAUCUGCUGCAUGCCAAGGAUUGAAUGUUAGAGAGCUAUGUGUGAGAUCGGUUUUGGCGGCGUUCUGCUUCCAUGCAUACCAGCAGGUAUCUUAUGGAAUAUUACAAAUGGUGUCACCUGUGAGCCACUCCGUAGGGAACUGUGUGAAGCGCGUCGUUGUCAUCGCCUCCUCGGUUAUCUUCUUCCAAAUUCCUCUCUCGCCACUCAACACGCUCGGCACUGGUGUUGCACUUGUUGGAGUUUUCUUGUAUUCAAGGGUGAAGCAGAUAAAGCCAAAGCCACAAACUAAGGCUGCAUAAAAUGAACAAUCUUAAUGUUACUCAAAGCAAAUAUAACCAAUCAACAUUUUACAUUUUUUUUUUUACAGUUAGUUUUUCUUUGCAUAGAAAAUAUAAUUUGAUUCUACAUUAAUAUUUUCAUA